UUUUUCAUUCGAAAAGCUUAAUUAUUACUUUCAUUCAUGUUCCAAAAUUGAUGAAAAAAAGGAGAAAUCUUGGUUUAGCAGCCAUGGUUUUCCAAUUAACAAAAACGUGGAAGCUGACAGCAGCACUGACGACUGGCCAUGGUUCCACUCUUUGCAGUAAUUUGAACUCCAUUUUUCCCUUCUUUUCCACUACACAAAAUAGAUGGCAGAAUUUGGCUAAUUUGUCUUUUGAUCCCUCUUCUUCUUCUUCUUCUUCAUCUUCUUCAUCUUCUUCAAGCUCUUAUUCGUCUAAUUCUCCUUUGGCUGCUUACUCAAACAACAAAAAGUAGUACCAAAUGCAAGAACAAUGAGACAUGCGCACAGAGAUGACGAAUUUGACAAAGAACUCGCACCCAAGAUUUUGGAGCUUGAAGAAAAUCACUCUUUUCUGCAUAAACUUGUGUUUUACAUCCAGAAGAUCAGGAGUGUUCUCUUGCUCAAUUCAUCACCAUUGUUUAUGUAUGUUCCAGCUCUCUCUUAUGCUCCGGUUGCUAGAAUUGUGCAAUCCCUUUAAUGGCAUGAAGUUAAAUUGUUCAUUUGUUUGUAAGAGUUAUACAUGGUGUCCAAAUAUUGCAGCAAGUGAUCUUCCAGUUUAUAAAGCAGUUGAAUCCAUAAUGGACCCUGCACCCUUCUCGGCGGUCCGGUUCGUGAUGUCGGCCAUCCCGUUCGUUCUUCGAGCCCGAGACGACGUUAAGAUGGUGAAGACGGGGAUCGAGUUGGGACUUUGGUCAGUUUGGGUUUCUUUGUUGAGGCAAUUGGUCUACUUACAGCUGAUGCUGGCCGUGCUUUUUAUUUCUCUGUUUACGGUUAUGGUGGUACCGAUGCUCGAUAGCAUGUUGGGAGCUAUAAUACCUGCUCGUACUUGGUUCGGUAUUCUCAUGUCUGCACUCGGUGUCGCUAUGCCCGAAUCAGCGGUUCUCCGCAGAACAUUAGAGACCUGCUAAGCUUUUUGAGUGCUAUAUUUUUCGGAAUUACAUGCUUCGAACCGAACAUCUCUCGAGAACCACAAAGGAGGAGAACUUCCUGGCAUUUCUUGGAUAUGAGGUUGUGUUGUUACCCGGUUUUCGACACUGUGGGUUUAUAUUCAAGGAUGGGUUGAUGGCAGCCAAGAUAUGGAUACAUCAUCUUUGACAUGGGAAAUGUUAUGGGAUUGGAUGAUGGCCUUUCCAUGGGUACCUGCCCUAUACACAGGCAUAUGGUCAACCGGAUUGUGCCAAUGGAUAGAGAUUGCUGCUAUGCGUGAAGUGUCGGCAACAGAAACAGCCAUCAUCUACCCAAUGGAGCCGGUAUGGGCGCUGGUUUUGCAUGGUUCCUCCUCUCGGCGAACGGUGGGGCACGACCGAAUGGUCGGACUACUCUCGUGCUUGGUAAGGGAUCUCGAUGCUACAAACUUAUGCUUAUAAGUAACAAGCAACGAGAACAUUAUAUGAUGUAGGGGAAGCUUAAUGGUGCAAAUGUUGGGCACAUCGGCCGCAAAAAGACCGAUAGACGCGAAAAAGGAAAUCCGAAAGGCAAUCCGCGGCGGGUUUCCGAAAUGGACAAAGGAAAACUGCAGAAGAAGCUGUCUACUUCACCAAUUGUUGUGAGAACCAGAAAGGAUGUGAGGGAUCUGUUUUAAGUCAUCCAUGUCACAAUUGCUGCCUUGUAUAACUGUUCAUAGAUUAUAUGUUGCACAUAUAACAUAUUCGGAUUAUAUGUUGAUGACGCUAUACAAACGAUUUAUAAUAAUUCACCAAACGC
This is a messenger RNA of Hibiscus syriacus, 1779 nucleotides long. RefSeq lists its product as uncharacterized. The transcript is spliced from 4 exons. NCBI's taxonomy places the organism in Eukaryota, Viridiplantae, Streptophyta, Magnoliopsida, Malvales, Malvaceae. The record is from RefSeq and is a predicted model, not a curated record. The coding region runs from base 354 to 983 and encodes 209 amino acids.